AUGAACGAGCCAAGGGAAUUCAACACUCAGUGAGCCCUCUUUGGGAAAAACUGCUGGUUUGGAAAAAUUCAGCAAAUUAGCAAAUUAAGAGAUAAAUCAAAAUAAAGAAUCCAAGCGUACCAUAGAGAACUCAUGCUCAAAAGGAGCACUAGUAAGUGUUUAUAUGAAUGUAGAAUUAAUACUGGACAGCUUUGGAAAUUGUAGGUAGAAUAAAAUGUGAUUGUUAAAUCAACCUAGACACAAAAAUCAAUAAACCAAAAAAAAAAGAUGUAGGGAGGAAGAUGGGAGGGAAAGGAGAGUAGUAAAAUUCUCAUCUUUGAAAGUAUGGAUCAAUAAAUAUGGUUUAAUAGUAAAAGGUGCUGUGAACAUAUAAUACCCCAACUUUCUGAUGUCUCUGUCACCUUUUCUUUGAAACAUUACGAAGAUAUUUUAGGAACUUAUUCUUAUCUAAAGAGAAGAAUAAUUCUAAUUCCAACAAUUCCUUCAGUCUUUUGAGUUUUCUUUCCCAAGUAUAGUUAAAUUUAGACAGAAAUGGUCUGCAUGUGUGUUAGGAAGGCCCUAAAUACACAUGCAUAGAAAGAUCUCUGGGAUUAUGUCCACCUAAUGUUAAUGAUGGAAAUACCUGGAUGCUGGAAUUUGCACUGUUACACAUUUUUAAUUUUUUUAAUGAGCACACAAGAGAAGUUCUACAGAAAUAAGAAAGCCAUUUGAAAACUCAACUAGAAACAAACAUGCCAAGAUGUUAAAAUAACAAUGGUUCGUCUUGGGUGGUAGAAAUAAGGAUGAUUGUUACUUUCUUCUUUCUAUUUUGGGGGGUUUUCACCCCUAAUUUUUAGGAGAAAAUAUACGUAAUUGUAUUUGUGUAGGAUUUCCAAGUCCAGUCCGUUCAUUACUCAUUGACUACCAAUAUUAUGCCAGAUAGAAGAAGAGACCCUAAUGUUCUCCACCAGGAGACUGGGAAGCCUCAAACUCCUUGAGGGUUGGCCAUCUGUCCAUCUGUUGGAGGAGUUGGAAUUCAGAGAGGAAUCAUUUCACUUUCUAGUGUCUACUUGAGCAGGGCCCUGAAAGGCAGCAGGGUUGGCUGAGGUGUCAGAGGUGAGGGUUGCUCCAGGAGCAGUGGAGCAGGGAGCCAGGGAAGGGUGAGGGGCACCCAGAGAGCCAGGGCAGGGUGAGAGGCACCCACAGCUGGGCACCUGUGUGGAGCAGUGACUCCUGGGAAGAUCAGGAAGGCUGAAAACAGCCUUGAAUUCAACCCAAGGCGUGGGAUGCCUUGUCAGGUGACAGGGAGCUGCGGACUGGGCUGGCUGCAGAAUGUGCUGGUCCCAGAGCAAAAGGAAGAUGCAGGGUUUGCGUGUCUAUAGAGCAAGAAGCACCACGGAAGGCCCUUAACUAUAAAGCUUUUUCUUUUCUUCCAUUGUCUCUGUUUCCCAACUUGUCACUUUCAUUUUUACAGUGUAAUAUCACCCCAAGUAAAAAAAUAAAAUUUUACAUCAUUAGCAGGCAUUUCCCCAUUCUACUUUCUGCUGUGCAAAGUCAGAUCUAAGAGCAUUUAAUUCGUAUGGGGAAUCACCAGAUUACAUAACUGGCAUCUCACAGCACAUUUUAAGAGGGUACCUCGAGCUAACCAGAAGAAGCAAACUUAGGCCAGACUUGGGGAGGAGGAAAGAGGUCCCUCCAGGCACACCCCUGCCCCAGAGGCAUUUGCUCAUGCCCCAGGGUUACCAUCGGGGCCAGCACAGCUGUCUGCAGCUGCCCGAUGCCACUCCGCCCCUUGCGACUCUGGGCACACAUGCACUUGGGACCUAAGGGAGCUGGUCCCCCGUCUUGCUAGCCGCCCUGUACCCCAGCCUGGGUUGGGCUCAUCCAGCCCAGAAUCCCUCCUUCCCAAGGACCUGCUGUCUCUCAACCCCAAUAUCCAAAGGUCUUUAUUGUUUUUUUAAGAUUUUAUUUAUUCGUUCAUGGGAGACCCAGAGAGAGAUGCAGAGACAUAGGCAGAGGGAGAAGCAGGCUCCCCCACAGGAAGCCCAAUGUAGGACUCGAUCCCAGGACCCCAGGAUUAUGACCUGAGCCAAAGGCAGACGCUCAACCACUAAGCCACCCAGGUGUCCCGUCCAAAGGCCUUUAAACCUCUGCCCCUGGACGUGCUAGGUACCUGGGUCAAGGCUGACCUGGAUGCUCAUCCUCACCAGUCCAGCUAGCUGCCCCCCUGGGCGAGGCCAGCCUGGAACACGGGCAACGUCCACCCUGCCAGGCCCCCAUCCUGCCUGCUUCCCCACCAGGAGGGCAUCAAUACAACAUGGCACUUUCCAGCGAUGUGACCCAGCUGGUACCCCACUCAGAGGACAUCAGCAGUUCCCAUUGUAGAGAGAGAGGCCAGACAGGGCCUGGGACCCCAUCCCAUGGGGGAAGGAGGGCAAGACCGAGUGUGAGCUGAGGCUCCCAGCUCACCAUGGAUCCCUCUGUCCCAUCAGACUUCGUCAACAAAACACAAGUUCAAAAAUAAGAUCAUUAGGAAUUUCAAGCCAGCCCCAGGAAGGCAGCAAACCAAGCGCGGAACCCUUCUGCCUACAGGACCCAGGAGGGAAAGUGAGGGAAGAGCGAACAGAGAUAAGAGUAACCACAGCUAUGCCUUAGGGAGGUUGAUCUGCAGUCAGGGUGAGUUCUCAGGCGCUUCCUUAACGAUUCCAGGCAGGAUGCCAAGACAGGAAAUUAGAUCUUCUAAACAAGCAGGAAUCUAGUUACUAGACAUUGGGUUGGAAGUGGAGUACAGGUCCUCAAGAGCAAAGAAGGAAAAGACACAUUCCCCUGGCUCACAGGGGGUGAGUGACUUAUAAUUGUGUAACUGCGUGUGUGUGUGUGUGUGUGUGUGCGCGCGCGCACACGUGCCUCUCAGCUGCUGAAGAAAUGAAGUGUUCUACAGAUGAGAGCAAAGGUGAAGAUGUGCCACCAUCAGGAAAGGACAGAGGGGUGAGAGGCCACAGGGCAGAUGUUCAAGUGCAAGGGGGUGCCACCCCCAUGUGGCAUUCUGCGCUCCAGGUGUGCCCACAACCGUGCAGGCCGCCUGCCGGGGAGUAAUGGUGGGAGAUGACCUCACACGUCACAGAGCUCUGGAGAUGUUCUCAGUGGGCACAGAAUUGUGGCAUAAGUUGUAGGCAGAGGUGCCUGGAUAGCUCAGGGGUGGUGGAGUCUUCAGCAGGGUUGGCAGUUUUAACCUGGAAUCCCUUGGAUUCUCUAGGAGGGCACCCUGGUGGGACCUGUUGCCCUCAUAAUCAAGAGGAAUUUUUUUUAAUUAAUUAAUUUAUUUGACAGACUUUUUUUUUAAUUAAUUUAUUUAUUUGACGGAGAGAGAAAGAGUGCACAAGCAGGGAAAGGGAGAAGAAAAAGGCCCCGUGCAAAGCAGGGAACCAGACACGGGGCUCGAUCCCAGGACCCCAGGACUAUGACCUGAGCGGAAGGCAGACGUGCAACCACUGAGCCCUCCAGACGCCCCCCAAGAGGACUUUUUCAUUUGUUUUGAGCUUGAACUAAAGUCUGCUACUUUGUGGCCUUUUUUCAGUCUCAACUUGGGGCCUGAGGCUGCUACAGGGUUGGGGAGUACAAAACACCCAGAACCUAUAAGACCCAGUAGCUUGGGUGGAGACAGAAGCCCUGAGGCAUAAAAUUCAGGAAGAAUUUCUCAGCUUGGAGUGAGGAAUGUUCCUGACUGUGACUCAAAAUGCAGAUGCCAAGAAAGAAAAAAGCUUUAAAACUGAAAACAUACACCUCAGAAACUCAUGGGUGAGAUUUUUUUUUUUUUAAGCCAGCAUGAGCAAAUCAAAGGGCAAGUUGACAACAGAGGAGAAAAAGAUGUAAUUUGUAUCACAGACCAAGGGCCAGGUUCCCUCAUACUUAAAAGAGUUCCUACAAACAAACCGAUAAGGAAACAAGCUACAACUCAGUAGAAAGAUGAGCAAAGAAACACACAGUUGACAAAAAAGGAAAUACAAGUAGCUCUUACAUGUAUGAAAAGGUAGACAAGUCAGAAUAGAGAGAUAGAAGUGUGUGAGAGUGGGAAAAAAUUGGUUUUUAUUUACGAAUUUGGUUUUCCAAAGUCCAAGAGUGGGGUGUCUGGGUGGCUCAGUCAGCGAAACGUCUGCCUUGGGCUCUGGUCAUGAUCCCCGGGUCCCGGGAUCGAGUCCCUGUAGGGAGCCUGCUUCCCCCUCUGCCUGUGUCUCUGCCUCUCUUUGCGUCUCUCAUGAAUAACAAAAAUAAAAUCUUUAAAAAAGAAUAAUAAUUACCUGCUUCAGCAUCUGGAUCACCUCAUACUGAUUUCCUUUCAGAUGUGAAAGUAAAGAGAAGACUUAAUAACCAAGAUGGUUUGGAACCAGAAUGCUUCCCUGGUGAGACCACAGAAUCUGUAUCUUGUGGUGUGUAUCAGCUUUGUGUUUGGCGUAUCAUCUGCGUUUCCUGAUUUGUCGGAUAAAUUUUGCACUUUCAAGGUGACUUUUCAAAAUUUCCGGCUAAUCUUAUCAUGGGAAUUAAAAAACCAUUCAGUUGUGCCAGAUCGCUAUACAUUACGGUACACGGUCAUAAGUAGACCAGACCAGGUGAAGAUUGUUGAGCACUGUUCAAAUACCACAGCAUCAUCUUGUGACCUAACAGACGUGUGGGAGGUCCUGCCCGAGACCUACGCCAUCAGAGUUGAUGGAUUCAGAGGGAACACAACGCUGGUCCAGUGUAGCAGCGAUUUAUUCCUGGUAACACACAUGUCUUUGGAAUCACCAGAGUUUGAUAUUGUUGGCUUUACCGACCACAUUAAUGUCCUAGUGAAAUUUCCACCUGUCAUUCCCAAGAUACUAGGUGGAGGAGUAUUAGAGUUUUACUUAUCACUCAUCAUCGAAGAACAGUCAGGGAACAUUGUCAAAAAGCAUAACCCCAAACUAAAUGAAAACAUCACUGGAAAUUUCACUUACGUCAUCGACAAGUUACUUCCAAACACCAACUACUGUGUAUCUGUUUACUUUAACCCUAGAAAUCUGGGAGCAGUACAUAGAUCUCCAGUAAAAUGUAUCCUCCUUCAGCCUGGACAAGAAACAGAGUCAUCAGAAUCUGCCAAAAUAGGAGGAAUAAUUACUAUGUUUGUAAUAGCGGCUGUCAUCGUAAUCACCAUAAUAAUACUGAAACGUGUUGGUUAUAUAUGCUUAAGAAAUCAUUUCCCCAAAGUUUUGAAUUUUUAUAACUUCUCAACCUGGGUAUUCCCUGAGAUGCCACCAUUAGAAACAGUGGCUUUCGUGGAGGUGAUUCACGUUAACAGGAAGAAGAAAGUGUGGGAUUAUAAUUAUGACGACGAGAGUGAUAGCAAUGAUGAUACAGCAGCCCCUCAGACAAACGCAGGUGGCUAUACCAUCCAUGGACUGGUGGGCAGGCUUCUGGGUCCAGCCUCUGCCUCCUCGGCCACCCCAGAGGACUGCAUGGAGCCGGACGCUGAGGAACCUGACCCAUCGGAGCCUGACACUGACAUUGACACUGAGCCCCUGGUGCCAUCCGGGCCCAGCCCGGGGCAGUCAGAAAGCACAAGUGGGGCCUAUGAGUGCAGAGGGAAGCAGCUCCAGGAUCCCAUUACUGAGGAGGACAGCUGGUCCACUGGAGGGUCUGGGGACAAAAUUACCUUCAAUGUAAAUCUAAGCUCUGUUUUCAUGAGGGUCCUCGAUGAUGACUCAGAGGUCCCUCCAGGGCUACCAAGUUUUCCAGAAGAGACAUACAACCUACAGGAGUCCCACAGACUGGAAACAAGUUCGCUGGCGGCCAGCGGGGAAGGGACACAGCCCCUCUUCCCCACCCCCUCUGCAGAGUGCCAGUGGCCUGAAGAUGUUCUUUCUGAUGAAAGUGACAGUUCUGAAUCAGAUGUUGACAUUGGAGAUGGCUAUAUAAUGAGGUGAACCCCCAAAUAUUUCCAUGGACUGACAGAUACCUCCAGAGUUUCCCUCCAUGCACUGUCACUUGCUCCUUUGUGGUUUGCAAGUGUUCCCGCAGGGAUGGUGUUGGAGACCAAGGUGGGCGCUCAGGGUUCCUGGUGACGUCGUCUAUGCAAAGUUUAUGCAAAUUACCAGCCUGGGAGGAGAGUCUGGAAUUCUAGGACUAUUCAGCACAAGUCCCAUUGUUUACAUGUCCCAAGUGAUGCACUUUGAAGGGGAAAUGUCCUGUCCAGUCCCUUUACUCUCCUGCCUUUAUGUUUCUGCAUCCUAUCUCCCAGAGUAAGGAGCAGGCUUCCCUGGGGUUUGCAGGGGUGGUCCAGGGCCCUACAAGAUUUCUGGGAAAUCAUGAAAUUGGCCAGGGUGGGAGUGGGGAGAGAAAAGCUAGACGCUCAGUAUGGUUGAUAGAGGGAGCAAUCAGCAGUGUUGAGUCCAGCAGGCUCAAGGAAGGAGCCAGAAGGCAGGCCGGAAAAGAGAAGGAAGGGAAGGUAGCCAGAGAGAAAGGAAGGGGACCUACAAAGAAACAAAAGCACAGGUUCCAAUUUGGAAAUAGGGAAGGUCCGCCCAGUCUUAGGCUCCUCCCAGAUGUCACAUUCUGUCACCUACACUCAGAGAAUUGCACCCCUGGCCGUUUGUCCAGAUGGCCUCAACUGGAGUCUGGAGGAACUCCAGUCUGGAGGAAGACAAACUCACACACAGAAAUAACUCUAGCAUCUGGCAGGUGACUAAUAGGAGACAUUUGCAUGAGGGAGAGGGGUAGAGACUCAGAGCCAAACUGUAAGAUUAAAAAAAAAAAAAAAAAAAGAGCGAGAGAACAAAUGCAAAAUUGUUUCAAGGUCUUCAGAAGAAAUAAGGCAUAAAAUUCCCGGAGAUCCUAUUUAACAAUUUAAGAAGCGCUGUGUGCACUGAUUCCACAUGUCCUGUGUGUGACCACAGUUCCUGUGGAUGGUGGGGAGGGGGAAGGGAAGUCCCAGAACAUCAUGGAGCAAACCAGACAAGAACUGGGACUCAGGUCUGACUCAGCUGCUAUUUCCCUGUGGGACCCUGGGUACUUUGCUUUGCCUCUCUGAGCCUGUUUCUUCAUUUAGGAAGCAAGGGGAUUGGACUAGGUCAUCUCCAAGAUCCUGUGGUGCUAGGAGAAAUAUUCAAAAAUACACAGGGUUGAAGACUCCGGUGAAGGUGCUGCAACCCUGAGAGACCCCUCACAAGGUGAAUCAACUGUGUGGGGCCUCCUGUCUCGCUCCCUUCGCCCCAAGAGCCAACUUCUCAGCCCUUUCUUCUAGAUCCAUCCCAAAGGGGAAAAACAGUUAUGAGUCCUAGUUCAAGGACUUUGAAGAGACUACUAUUUCUAUAACUGUUCUCAGUAGGAAAGGGACUUUGUCGUGUAGAGUCCAUUUCUCUGCCCUCUAAGUUAUCUAUCAUAUUUUGAAAGAGUUCCAGAGUGGUCCUUUGGAAUACCCUUUAUAUGGCUGCUUUUCUGUGUGUGUUUCCAUUUUGUAUCCUGGUCUUCAGUGGGUGAAGGAUAAUAAAUACUUUUUAAUACAU
Messenger RNA from Nyctereutes procyonoides (raccoon dog), 7496 nucleotides. It is a transcript of the gene IFNAR2, whose product is annotated as interferon alpha and beta receptor subunit 2. Bases 4353 to 5918 code for a protein of 521 amino acids. Lineage: Eukaryota; Metazoa; Chordata; Mammalia; Carnivora; Canidae. The record is from RefSeq and is a predicted model, not a curated record. The transcript has 8 exons. Gene Ontology annotation, molecular function: interleukin-22 receptor activity; protein binding.